Molecule: messenger RNA, 2367 nt
Organism: Saprolegnia parasitica CBS 223.65
Lineage: Eukaryota; Oomycota; Saprolegniomycetes; Saprolegniales; Saprolegniaceae
Exons: 2
Coding region: 1-2367 (788 amino acids)
Biological process (GO): phospholipid catabolic process
Cellular component (GO): plasma membrane
Molecular function (GO): D-type glycerophospholipase activity
Source: RefSeq, a predicted model, not a curated record
AUGCGGUCGCGGGGCGUUGUGCUCACGCUCUGCGCCGCGAGCGCCGCGGGGUUCGUCACGUGUACACGCUCGACGUCGCUCACCGAGAUCUUUACAAACUGGUGCAUUUGCCAGCCGUGCAACCUCUGCAGCUACACACUCUUCCAAGGCUGCGACGUCCUUCUGACCAACGCGGUCUCAACGUCCGACGGCUCGGACAUUCCGACGCGUCAACCGCUUUUGGCCCCGAGUGACUGGUUCCUCACCGCCGACGAAAUUACGAACUCGCGCGGCGGCGUCCCGCGAACGUCAUUAGCCACGAGCUCGUCGGGCAACUUCAUGCACAUCUUUGCCGACACGAGCAGCACGUUUGCGGCGAUUCAUCACGAUCUAUUGACGGCCCACGCUGCGUACUUUACAAGCUGGACGCUUGGCGACAUUCCGUAUCUGCCACACAUUGACCCCGCCAUUACGUUCAAGUCGACGUGGGGCAAAGCGAUCACAACCAAUGGCCUCAGCGCGCACGGGCUCGUUUGGUCAAAUCUUCCAGAACUCGAUCGCGUCACGGACAUGCAUGCGUGGAUGAACUCGCUCACGCCCUCACAUGGCGCGCGCGUGCAGCUCAUGACCGACGACCGCGUCACGUCGAUCACUGGCUCGCUGCACCAAAAGAGUUUGGUUCUGAGCAUAGACAACCAGCUCUGGGCCUACGCCGGCGGGAUGGACCAGGCCUUUGAUCGGUGGGACACCAAGUACCACAACGAGUCGGCGCUGCGCAACGCAGCCGCCAUCCGUACCAACAACAACGGCUGGAUCGACGUUCAUUCGCGCGUCUUAGGGCCCGCGGCCGUGGAUAUUUUGCACAAUUUCUUGGACCGUUGGAACGACCCUAAACCGCCCGGUCCGGCGCUUGGACCGCCGUUCGUGACGCCACCGAUGCCAUUGCAAGCGUCGUGGAACGUGCCGCAAAAUUUCUUUUCGUCGGCAGCACUGCUUUCGUCGCUCGCGAUCAACACGUCGGCGGGCCCCCACGACGUCCAAAUACUUCGGACGUUUAGCUGCAACUACCAUGGGUACGCGUCGUUUGCACCGCACGGCGAGACGUCGAUCCUCGCGGGCCGCAUCAAGGCCAUUCGCAACGCGAAGAACUACAUUUACAUCGAGGACCAGUACUUUGUCUACAUGCCGGACCUCUUCCACGAGCUGCUCGCGAUCCUGCCGACGCUCCAGCGCCUCGUUGUCUUUACGGUCACGCCUGGCAAACUGGAGCGGGCGUCGGGAUAUGCCAAGUACCAGUACGACAUGAUCAACCCGCUGCUUCAAAAGUUCCCCAACAAGGUUCAGAUUUACAUUCCAAAGCCGAGCCUUGGCAUCUACGUCCACUCCAAAGUCCUUUUGGUGGACGAUGUCCUUGUCUCGAUCGGGUCGAGCAACUGGAACGUCCGCAGCAUGACGUCGGACGCCGAGAUUGGCCAGCAGAUUGUCGACACGACGCGCGUCAUCGUCGAAAACGACAUUCAAGGCACCAAGCUCGCGCACGACUUUCGCAUCAGCAAGUUUGGCGAGCUCACCAACUUUACCGUCGACUUUGCCAACCUCUCAUUUUUGCAAGCCGCGAACGCCCUCGAGACGUACGCCCAGCGCAGCGAUGCGUGGAUCGAGCCGUACAUGCUCUACGAGAAGCCGUACUGGGCGAUUUACGGCGCCGGUGCCAAGAACCUUGUCGACGGCGACGGUCGCUGCACGAGCGCCGUGCCACUGAGUCUUUGCAAGAACGACACGUGGCUCCAAGCACAGUACCAAGUGAUUCAGAUCACGUGCAGCUGCGAACUCGCAGGCAUCGCCGUGACCAAGUGCGACAACAUGACCGACUACCUCAACGCCGGCCAGGCCUCGGCGGAGGCGGCAUUUAUCAACAAGGCGCUUUUGUACUAUGGCGGUAUCUUUGCCGGUGUCUCGCUUGGGGUUCUUCUGGUUGUGUGCGGCUGCUGCUGCUACGGACGCAAGUGGCAUCGGAACCGACGCAAACAAGCCGUGAGUCCUGUCGCCAAGCGCGGUCAGUAUCUUGCUGGCGGAACGCCACCGGUGCCAGUUGGGAUUUUGACCUUUGCCCAUCAGCAGCAGCAGUACAGUAGUAGUCUGAUGCUAGCCCGUCGGUUCGUCUCGACGCAACGCACGCUUGUCAAGGAAGCCUCGGUCGCGAGCGUCUUGCCCAAGGCCGAGAGCCAAAGCCUCUUCAGAGACCACAGCAACGAUCGGCUACAACCGGCCACGUCGACCCCUGCCCGCUCGGUCAAGUCGCUGCAGUCCGUGUACUCGCUCCAGUACCUUAAUGGCGAGUCCGCGUCCAAGCCCUUUGAUGUGCCGAGCUCCAAGCUCCAAAAGUGA